Molecule: messenger RNA, 1947 nt
Organism: Alligator mississippiensis (American alligator)
Lineage: Eukaryota; Metazoa; Chordata; Crocodylia; Alligatoridae
Exons: 6
Coding region: 266-925 (219 amino acids)
Biological process (GO): immune response
Cellular component (GO): extracellular region
Molecular function (GO): interleukin-7 receptor binding; growth factor activity
Source: RefSeq, a predicted model, not a curated record
CAGCCCUCGCUGGCAGCGCGCGGGGCGGGGGCGAGGGCGAGAGCGAGGGCGGCUGGGCCGGCUGCCUCCCUCCGCACCUGCCGCCCCCGGAAAGCGAAAGCGGCGCGGGAGCCCCAUGGGAAGCGCCGAGCCCGGCUGGGGGCCCGGCGCCCCUGAGGAUGAGCCCCGCCGCCAGCGGCCGCUGAAGCGCGGAGCCAUGGCCCGGCGGCCGCCGCCGGCAUGAGCGGGACGCGGCCAGUCGCAGCAGCGCCCCCCGCCCCGGACCAUGUCCCAUGCUUUUUUUAGGUCUACCUUUCGUUUUCUGCUACUAUUGCUAGUGCUGUUGCUAGCAAAUUCAUCUUGUAAAUUGGAAAGUACAGCUGAAAUACGUGCGAAUUAUGAAAAUAUCCUAAUCGACGACAUUAACAUUCUGGGAAGAGGGCAGGUUAUCAGUGAUCCGGCUCAUUCCCUACUCUCUCCCAGGGAAAGAGAGCAAAGGAGCAGUCCUCUGUUUGCCCCGGCUCGAGAGAGAAAUCCCCAACCUUUGAAGAGACUAGUGCUCCAGGUAAAUAUGUCUGCAAGAACUUGUGACUGGUACUGCAAAAGAAAAAAAGAUGAAUAUUCCAGUGUGAUUUUCUGCAAUGAUAGUCAGGAAAUAGUAUCACUACAGAUCAUGGCGUGCGAUUUGCUUAAGUUGUUAUAUAAACAAUAUAACCAAAAACGCAGGGGAGAGUUCUAUCGCAAAGCAGCUGAAGUCUCAUGUAUGACAUUAGAUAUUAUACAAGGCCCUUGUAAUGAGAAAAAAAAGAUGUGUCAAGAGUCAAAUCUACACAAACAUGGGAAGUCUCCUGGAAAAAAAUGUCCUCAAGAAGUAUGUGUAUUAAAAAUAUAUAUAUCUAGCCUUCAAUCCUGCUGGAAUAAGUUUGAAACAGAAACUAUUAGGUAAAACUCCAAAUUUAAAUAUGCAACCUUGCUCCUUUUUCAAAUGGCAUUACUACAUAACUUUGCACUUUACAUGCAUUCUUCAAGUAUCUCUGUCUACUUAUCCAAAUAUUUUGUGCCCAAGUCUUCAUUAAAGUUACUUCACCUUGUUUCUGGAGACAAAACCGUUAGAAACAGAUAAGCAGGACUGCUGAAAAACAAGAAGUAGAAACUGGCAACAUUAUUGCAAGCAAAGACCAAACAGAGAAAGCUGUAGUCCCAGCUGCACACAGUGGAAAGUACUUAAAAUCUAUUCCUAUCUACAAAUAGUUGGUCCUGUCUGACUAGCUUCAUAUAAUUUUAAGAUGAGAAGACACUUGUUGGUGCUAACUGCAAUAAAAAUCUUCUUAGAAAUCACAGACAAGGAGAACAACAUACCACAUGAAUAUGAUUUUAUACAUCAGGGAUCAAAAUUAAGAAUUUUGUCAACAAAUACUGGCUCCUAAGACUGUUUCACUGAUGCUGUAGCAUCUUAAGUACCAGCCUCUGAUGGAUUUGCAAACUGAUCUGGGGGCCAAAAAAUGGGCAAGAAAAAGAAGACUAUGGAGCUGAUUUAUUAAUAAAAGCCAAGGAAGGUGUAUCAGUGCUGAAGAGAUCUAGCACCAAAGUGGCUGAAAUAGCUGGAGGCAAGACAGAGUAAGGACUGUGGAAUGGGGGGGAAAGGGAACUCCUGAAUGUGAGUAAGUCCAGCUGAUUGGGAACAGCACUACCUUUGUGCAUUUGAUAUUCACAGAGUUAGAUGCAGGAAUAGUCAGAGUGGCUUACAAUGAUUUUGAUUUUUCAAUAUAUAUUAUUUUACACAAUGUUAAUAUGUUAAACAAAUAUGACAAUAUGUAUAUGAAUAUUUUCAGAGAAUAAUAUAUUGGCAUUUUACUAAUAAAAUGUUCAUAUUUAAUUUGAUGAAUGCAAAAAUAUUUUUAUAGUUGUUUUUACAACUCUUGCAAUGUCUUUCUUUGAUAUAACUUUGAUAAUAAAAGCACUUAUACC